Messenger RNA from Cuscuta europaea, 2340 nucleotides. NCBI's taxonomy places the organism in Eukaryota, Viridiplantae, Streptophyta, Magnoliopsida, Solanales, Convolvulaceae. The record is from the annotation of a GenBank genome assembly.
GUUUUUAGUUACAAAGCUUUCAUUUUCACUUUUUUAAAUAGCCAAACACAUAGGUUUGACCAUCGACAUAAUUAAUUAAUUAUAGGAAGGGGGAGUAAUAAUACCUUAAUUUGCCUCUGUUUGAGUGUUUCAGUUCUGCCCUUUCCCAGAUUCGCAGAUCAGAUCAAAUACCUUACUCUUUCAGCUCGAUUCCUGAAAAAUCAGACGGGACAAGAAUGUUGAAGUUGAAGGGAGGGACAAGGCCGCCAUGGGUGGGACUUGGGGCUUCAGUUUGGCUGCAAAUAGCGGCAGGAAAUGGAUACAAUUUCCCACUCUAUUCCCACAGUCUCAAAUCGGUCCUGGGUUUGAAUCAGCAGCAGCUCACCAUGUUUGGGGUGGCAAAUGAUAUUGGGGAGAAUAUAGGUCUCCUUCCUGGCGUUGUCUGCAACAAGUUCCCACCUUGGGUUGUCCUCCUCAUUGGUGCUUUUGCUUGUUUUCUUGGCUAUGGAACUCUAUGGCUCUCUGUUAGUGGUACUGUUACCAACUUGCCUCACUGGCUGUUAUGGAUUGCACUUGUAAUAGGCACAAACAGCAGUGCAUGGUUUAGCACGUCAUUACUCGUGACAAACAUGAGAAACUUCCCUCUAAACCGGGGAACCGUGGCGGGAAUUCUCAAAGGAUAUGGAGGGCUUAGUGCUGCAGUGUUCACUGAAGUGUACGACGUAUUGCUUCACAACUCGUCUCCCAACCUCUUGAUGUUCUUAGCCAUUGGAAUUCCUAGCAUAUGUUUCAUCAUGAUGUUCUUCGUUCGCCCAUGUACUCCUUCUUCUGGUGAUGAUCCUUCAGAGCAUUCUCACUUUCUAUUCAUCCAAGUUGCGAGUGCUGUUCUUGGGGUCUAUGUUCUCACCACCACGGUUUUGGAAGACGUUUUUUCAUUGAGUGUUCCUGUGUCUUAUGUUGUUGUUGUAAUCAUGAUACUACUCUUGUUGGCCCCACUUGCGGUUCCUGUAAAAAUGACUCUCUACCCAUCCAUUCUUAGCAAGUCUUUCAUCCUUGAUCAAGACAAGGCUGUUGAAGAACCUCUACUGAUGACACUGUCAUCAUCAUCAGCAAACCUGGGAAGUUUUGAUGAAGGGGAGGAGAUCUCAGAGAUCGAUAUGCUUCUCGCUGAGGGUGAGGGGGCAGUAAAGAAAAAGAGAAGGCCCAGGAGAGGUGAGGAUUUUAGGUUCAGAGAGGCACUUGUUAAGGCUGAUUUCUGGUCUUUAUUUUUUGUCAAUUUUGUUGGUGUUGGUUCGGGGGUUACGGUCUUGAACAACCUUGCACAAAUAGGUAUUGCACAAGGUGUUCAUGACACCACCAUCUUGCUCUCCCUCUUUAGUUUCUGCAAUUUUGUGGGUCGUCUUAGCGGUGGGAUCAUUUCCGAACAUUUUGUCAGGUCAAAAGCUAUGCCAAGAACUAUUUGGAUGACAUGCACACAAGCAAUUAUGAUACUUACCUACCUUUUAUUUGCUUCUUCUCUUAAUGGAACUCUCUACAUUGCAACUGCUCUACUUGGGAUCUGCUAUGGUGUUCAGUUCUCCAUAGCGAUACCCACGACCUCAGAACUGUUUGGCUUGAAGCAUUUCGGGCUAAUUGUCAGUUUUAUAGCACUAGGAAACCCUCUUGGUGCUUACCUCUUCUCGGGCCUUCUUGCUGGAAAAUUGUAUGACAAUGAGGCUGCAAAGCAGCAUAGCGACACUUGCAUUGGUCCUAACUGCUUUAGGGUAAUGUUCCUAGUUUUGGCGGGACUUUGCUCUAUCGGUUGUCUUCUUAGCGUACUUCUGACGGUGAGAAUAAGACCUGUGUACCAAAUGCUUUAUUCUGGUGGCUCGUUCCGGCUGCGACAAAGCUCUAAUCAUUGACCUAUUAUUUUGGGAACAUUCGGUUGUAUACUUGUAUUUCAAGAUUGGACUGCUCCCACUUUUACAACUGUGGAGUAAAAGAUAAAAUAUGUUGUUUGAUCGUCACGACGUCAUAUGUAUUGUUGUACUGUGAUUUUACAUUUUAUUUUAUGCAACUCAGGUGGAUAGAAUAGAUAUCAGGCAUGGGAUAUUCCACCUAAGGGCUAUAAGUUUUGGACUCCGUUGUUGAUUUGUAUACCUAAAGCUCUGAAACAGCUGAGCUAUUAUUAUCAAUUUCUUGGUGGUAAGUAGUGUUGUUGUUGCUGGCUUGCUGCUGCCAAUAGUAAAAGGAUGAAAUAGCUAAGGAUUGGAAGGCAGUUUUACAGUGUAAUUUGCUUAUUCGUUUAUUAUGCUUAUCGGGCGUAUGAACAUAAUAUGAUUUAUGUGACUAUAUUAGAUGUUUUUAACAUUUUUAUCUUUU